UGGAACGAGCCCCACAAGACCACAAGCUGUUCUGGACUCUUCGUUUUCCCUAGAACAAAAUCCCUUCGGCCGACCGUCUGCUCUCGAAACAGUUUCACCCAAUACAUCCCUUCUACUGAAUCCGGUUUUCCCCAAUGUCAGGCGUUUCGAUUGCUCGGAUUCGGGGAGAUAAUCGCUUCUACAACCCGCCAGCUAUACGGCAGCAGCAGCAGAGAAAAAAGCUAGAGGAGGAGAAGCAUCAGAGGCAGUCGGUGGAUUCAGAUGACUGUGAGACUUCUUACAGUUCCGGUUCGGGUGAUGCUACGAAUUUGGAUCGGUUUUUGGAGUACACCACACCUGUGGUUGCGGCUCAGUAUUUUUCCAAGACAAGUGUGAGGGGAUGGAGGAGUCGCGAGGCAGAAUUACAUCCAUACUUUGUGCUUGGAGAUUUAUGGGAAUCUUUCAAGGAGUGGAGCGCGUACGGUGCAGGUGUCCCUCUUUUGUUGAAUGGGAGUGACUCUGUUAUCCAGUACUAUGUUCCUUACUUGUCCGCUAUUCAGCUCUAUGUAGACCCAUCAAAGUCCUCAACGAGAAUAAGGCCUGGUGAUGAGAGUGAUGCUGAGUCAUCCAGGGAGACAAGUAGUGAUGGCAGCAGUGAUUAUGGAACAGAAAGAGGAUUCAACAAUGUUCCUUAUGGUACUUUAGGUUGGCAGAAUGCUACAGAUGUAAAUGGCCAUGGUUGGAAUAAAACCGUACCGAGAACUGAACCCUUAAAUGGUUCCUCAAGUGAUGAAAGUGGUGAGGCUUGCAACCCUCCUGGUCAACUUAUCUUUCAAUAUAUGGAGCAUGAUCAACCAUUUGGUCGUGAACCUUUGGCUGAUAAGAUCUCAUUUCUUGCAUCUCAAUUUCCAGAGCUGAGGACUUACAGGAGCUGUGAUUUAUCACCUUCUAGUUGGAUUUCUGUAGCAUGGUAUCCAAUAUAUAGGAUACCUACAGGUCCAACUUUGCAGAGCCUCGAUGCCUGCUUCUUGACCUUUCAUUUCGUAUCAACUCCCACAAAGGGUGCAAGCACUGAUAGGCUUCAGUUUGGUGGUCCACGAGCUAGAGACAAUCAAAGUGCCAAUUUCAAACUAUCACUGCCAAUCUUUGGGCUUGCUUCGUACAAGUUCAAAGUUCCCUUUUGGAAUUCUAAUGGAGUUUAUGAAUGUCAAAAGGCUGAUUCUCUAUUGCGAGCAGCUGACAACUGGCUCAGGCAAUUGCAAGUUCAUCAUCCUGAUUUCAAUUUCUUUGUGUCGCACAGCAUUCCAAAGAGUUUUUCAUGUUAUCGGUUGGAUGUCAGUUCGCACUCCUGUCGUUAUAUUACAGACUUGGCCCUUGAUAUCUUAUAUUAUCAUCAAAGGAGGAUUAAGAGUGAUUUUGGCUUUGUGAGGGCUUUGAUAGGCUGAAAGAAGAAUAGUGAUGAAAUUAUCGUUAAUAAAGGCCUUUUAAUAUGGGAAGUGUGCUUCAGAACGGGCAUCAUGUAUUGCAUCAGGCAUUAUGAUGACGACUCUUAGUCUAUUUGCUUUCCACAAUUUGGCGGUUUAGGGUGAUGAUCUCUGAGGAUUCAGGAACAAGUAAGUAGAUGUUGACAAUUUUUCAAUUACUAUUUAGAUGAUGAUGAAAAUAUGUUUAACUUAUCUCUGUAUGUAGAGGUGCCUUUUGUUUAGUAUGUUUAAUCACACCGUGUAUGAAUUAGCAGUAAAGUUCAACGCGAACAUGUUUUGUUAAUGUAUAAUGUGAUCUUAUAGCAGAGUAGCAGUGAGUUAUGAUGAACAA
Molecule: messenger RNA, 1794 nt
Organism: Malus domestica (apple)
Lineage: Eukaryota; Viridiplantae; Streptophyta; Magnoliopsida; Rosales; Rosaceae
Source: RefSeq, a predicted model, not a curated record